This is a messenger RNA of Wasmannia auropunctata (little fire ant), 5560 nucleotides long. It is a transcript of the gene Nrg, whose product is annotated as neuroglian. The coding region runs from base 223 to 4002 and encodes 1259 amino acids. Gene Ontology annotation, molecular function: protein binding. Gene Ontology annotation, biological process: cell-cell adhesion; axon guidance. The transcript has 13 exons. The record is from RefSeq and is a predicted model, not a curated record. Gene Ontology annotation, cellular component: plasma membrane; axon. NCBI's taxonomy places the organism in Eukaryota, Metazoa, Arthropoda, Insecta, Hymenoptera, Formicidae.
GCCACGCCGCGUCGCAGACCGUAUAGUGGUGCGGCAAAAUUGUGCACGCCGUGGACGCGAGACGCCCUCCUCCUCGCGACCGGAACGAGACGCGCCCGUUUCGUCGCGCGACUCGCGAGGAUUGUCAAUUCGAUCGGCGCUUCCGCUGCCGCGCGCGCGAGAGAGACCCGCGAAGGACGACGAGUGAGAUCAUCAUCGGCGCUUUCUAAAUACGAAGUGACAAUGAGACUUUCCGUGUGUAUUGUUUGCACGCUGGUGCUUGGCGCAUCAGCUAUAAUACGUGUCCCGGAUAAUGUAGAAGUUCAAUCGCCGCCACGAAUAUCUAAACAGCCGCCAACGGACGAGCAGCUGUUUCAAGUGGCACAAACAAAAGUCAAUGAGAAUGAUAAACCAUUUCUAAUUGAAUGCGAAGCGGAGGGAGAGCCAGUUCCAACGUACCGUUGGAUGAAAAACGGGAAGAACUUUGAAUGGCCGGCGUAUGACGAUCGGAUUUCUCAACAGCCUGGUAGAGGCACUUUGGUGAUUUCAAGACCGAGAGACGAGGACUUGGGACAAUAUCAGUGUUUUGCCGAGAACGAAUGGGGCAUUGCUACGUCGAAUUCGGUGUUCGUCCGAAAGGCCGAAUUAAAUUCGUUCAAGGAUGAGAACCCGAUAACUGUAGAAGCGCCCGAGGGUGCUCCCUUCAAACUUACCUGCCAACCACCCGAUGGCUGGCCUAAGCCAAACGUUUAUUGGCUAAUUCAGGAUAUCGCUGGUGGUAUUAAGUCAAUCAAUAACUCAAGGAUGACUCUCGACCCGGAGGGUAAUCUCUGGUUCAGCAACGUCACGAGAGACGAUCGUUCGGACGACUUUUAUUACGCCUGUGCCGCCACAUCUGUGUUCAGAAACGAAUACAAAGUAGGCAAUAAAGUUUUACUAAACGUUAUUUCUACGGGCGCGUCCACCGGCCAGAACAAACAUCCCCCAACAAGGCAGUAUGUCACGAGGAAAAAUCAGGUUGCUCUGCGCGGCAAGAAGGUAGAGCUGUUCUGCAUAUUCGGAGGAACGCCUUUGCCACAGAUAGUUUGGAGCAAAAAUGGCGAACUGAUCAGGCCGAGCGAUAGAGUAACUCAAGGAAAUUACGGCAAAUCUCUCGUCAUAAAACACGUCAAUUUCGAGGAUGAGGGGAAGUACACCUGCGAAGCAUCGAACGGAGUGGGAACGGCCGAGACGUACUCCAUAAACCUGCAAGUGAUGGCCGUGCCGUAUUUCACCGUUGAACCGGAAUUCGUGAACGCCGCGGAGGACGAGACCAUCGAGAUCAGAUGCGCAGCCAGCGGAGUGCCCGUUCCCGAGAUCAAGUGGAUCCACAACGGUAAACCGAUAUCCGAGGCGCCGAAGAACAGCAGAAGGAAGGUCACGCCAAAUUCCAUUAUCAUCGAGCGGCUGGUGAAGAAAGACACGGGAAAUUACGGGUGCAACGCCACCAAUUCGUUGGGAUACGUUUACAAGGACGUGUACGUGAACGUGUUGGCGCUCUAUCCGGACAUCACACAACCGCCCACGAACUUGAGGACGGUCGACGGUAAGACCAUCCGAAUUACGUGCCGCGUUUUCGGCGCGCCUAAACCCGAGGUUAAGUGGAUCAGGACCGGGCAGGAAUUAACCGGCGGCCGUUACAAGAUUCUGGAUAUAGGCGAUUUGGAGAUCGAAAACGUGAAUUUCCUGGACGCCGGAAUGUACACGUGCCACGCCAGCAAUAAAUUCGGCGCGGUGAACGCGUCCGCUAGCUUGGUGGUGAAAGAGCACACCAGGAUAACGGAUCUGCCGGAGGACUACGAGGUCGCGGCGGGUUCCACUGCCACAUUUAGGUGCAAUGCCGUUACUGAUCCGAGUCUACCUUUGACUAUAAACUGGCUGAGUAAUGGCGAACCAAUAGACUUCGAGAUGGAACCGAGAUUCGUGCGGAGUACCGAUUAUUCUCUGAUGAUCACGAAGACGACCGAAUUGGAUUCUGGUACCUACACGUGCGUCGCCCGUACCGAUCUCGAUGAAACGACAGCACAAGCGACGCUGAUAGUUCAGGAUGUACCUAACGCGCCGAGAUUUACCGACGUCAAGUGUGGUUCCAGUUCGGCCGACGUUAAAUGGACACCUAUGGGAGAUAAUAGAGCUCCCAUUCUGCGCUAUACGAUCCAAUACAAUACUAGCUUUGCACCGGAUACCUGGGAGAUAGCCAAAGAUUUUGUCACAGCUACAUCUCAGUCGGAAACAGUGCCUAUGUCACCCUGGGCUAAUUACACGUUCCGCGUUCUUGCAUGGAAUAAAAUAGGCACUUCUCUACCGUCAUCACAUAGCGACGGUUGUACCACUUUACCGGAUCUCCCUUAUAAAAAUCCAGACAAUGUCGUGGGCAAGGGUACAACGCCACAAAAUUUGGUUAUUUCAUGGACAACCAUGGCUCAGAUAGAACAUAAUGGCCCCAAAUUUGAAUAUAGGGUCUUUUACAGAAGAGAUAUACCAGGCGAAGAAUGGAUUACGUAUAACAUACAGGAUUGGAAGAGAAAUACUUUUACGGUGGAAAAUCAACCUACUUAUCAGAGAUACAGAAUUAAGGUCGUCGCGAUAAAUGAGAAAGGAGAAUGUAGAGUUCGACCCAAAGAAGUUAUCGGAUACUCCGGAGAAGACGUACCCCUACAAGCACCCGGCAACUUUACACUGAAUCAAGUGAAAUCGAGCACGACCGCUCAGUUGUCGUGGAGUCCGGUACCCGAGGAGUCGGUAAGGGGCGAAUUGCAAGGAUACAAGAUUCAAACGUGGACGGAUAAGGAUGGCGAGAAGGGAAUGCGCGAGAUUGAUAUUCGCGGUGGAAAUAAAACGCAAGCGUUAGUCACGAAGUUCGUUCCAUAUAGUAAAAAUUUCGUGAGGAUACUCGCUUACAACGGCAGGUACUCGGGUCCUGCGUCCGAGACUCUAAGUUUUGACACACCGGAGGGAGUGCCGGGGACAGUGCUCAAUCUAGAAGCAUUCCCCAUGGGAUCCAGCGCGCUGUUCCUGGUGUGGUCGCGGCCCGCAGAGCCGAAUGGUAUUUUAACCGGAUAUAAAAUUUAUUAUCAGGUUGUGAACGGCACGAAGUUGGGAACGUUAUUCGAGAGAAAGCCGCAUGUUAUGGAUCCGCAAGCCACGAGUGCCAAAUUAGCCACAUUAGCGCCUGACACGGUAUAUCGCGUUCACAUACGUGCCACAACCAGAGUUGGGGAAGGCAAUGACUAUUUCAUCGAGCAAAAGACAAGAAUGUCUCUACGACCUGACGUCCCACAAUUUACAUGGGAAACUGUGCCAGUGGAGAACGGUUACUCAAACGUAAGGGUCAUUUGGUUGCCGAAUUUGAACGGUAAUCCGGGAAGCCAUUUCUUCGUCAAGUAUAAACUGAGAGGCGAGACGAUAUUUUUGCGGACGGAUCCCGAGUUCCACUCGAAUACUAUUGAGAUUCGCGGUCUUCAAAGCGGUGAAGUCUAUGUGAUGACGGUUGUCGCUGUCGACGGAGACUAUAUGACCGAGAGUGUUCCUCAGGAAGUAGAGACAAGUAGCGAAGGACCCAUUAUUCAACCGAAGGAAAAUGUCGCGACGGCCGGUUGGUUCAUAGGAAUGAUGCUGGCAAUUGCCAUCCUUCUUUUGGUGCUGAUAAUCGUGUGCGUGAUUAAACGAAACCGAGGUGGAAAGUACGCGGUGCACGAGCGAGAAUUGGCCGCUGGACGUGGAGAUUAUCCCGAUGAGGGUGGAUUCCAUGAGUACUCGCAACCAUUGGACACCAAAUCGGCUGGCGGACGUGCGUCCUUGGCGUCUUCUUCUCAUCAGGAUGGUAAACAUCCUGAGUCCGACACCGAUUCCAUGGCGGAGUAUGGCGAUGGUGAUACAGGACGUUUUACGGAGGAUGGAUCCUUCAUUGGACAAUACGGACCUAAAGGUAGACCAGAGGAGACACCACCUAUUCCAACUGGUACUAUGGCCACGUACGUGUAACAUCCGCAACUAACUUAAUCAAAGCCGCAUAAAAAAAAAUUUUUUUCUCGUUACGGUUAAGGAUCCUCCCGAUCCUUGGCUAUUGCAGCCGCUCUGCUAUGCACCUUGCGCUGGGCGCAACGUCCAACACUAUACUGCCAAUUAGAUUCUGGGGUUUUGGGUUUUAUAGUUUCUGUAGGAACCAUGACUGUCUUUUACAAUGACUUGAAGUAUUAUAGAUCGUCACUGAUUUUGAGUUUUUUUUUUUUUUUAAUGGAAUUAAAAUACUACAUUCCAAAUUUUUUAACUAGAUUUUUUUUUACAACGGAAGUAAUAUAUGAAAGAUUAAUUUUUUGGUAUAACGAUUAUUUACUUCGUAUACACUAUCACAAGUGCUGUGACGAUCAAUUAUAGAAUUAUCUCCAUUUUAAUUAUAAAACCCAAGAACGUUGUAGGUGUUUCAUAGCGUGCAAGCUAUUUAUGGAAAUAGUACUGUAGAAACUAUUCUAGCAUUGACCGUAAUAUCUUUGACAAAGCCAGGUUGAAUUAGACACUCUGAUUAGUGACUGGAGGUAUACGAAUUGCAUCCGUGUUUUUCUAAAACUUGUGCAAAUGCGAAAUACUUUCAAGACUGCAUGUAGAAUCUAAUGCUUUACAUGAUAUGAUUUCUAAAUUUCACGUUGGUUUCUAUUUUUAUGAAACGUGUGUAUAUCUUUUUUUAUAUAAACAAAUAUAUUGCUCUAAUUAAAAUAAUGUAGAAAUUCAUUUCGAAACAAUAAAUAUUGCUUAUUUUGAUACAAGUACUAUAUUAUCUUUAAAAUAAUUUUUUUGCCAAAGUAAUUUUUUUGUUAAUUAUCAUUAGAAUUUUAGAAAUUUGCUUUUCUUUUCUUUUUUAAAUUAAAUUUUUGGUUGCCAAGUAGAUUAUGUUAAUAAGAAAAGACUUGUGUGACAUUAAAAUAAUCCGAUCGGAUACGAACAAUAACGUUUAAAAACUUAUUUAUUUUUAAUUAAAUAUUUUACGUAAAAUAUUUAAUUAAAAAAGAAAAAAGAUGUUUCUCCCUAUAAAAAAAUAUAAAACGUUAAUUAAGUAUAAUAGAAGAAAAAAAUUGUUUUUAAGAGAUUUAAAUACUUGUAUAAAGAUAAGCAAUAGGACUACAAAAUUUAUUUUCAAAAUUCUUUUAUCCUAUUAACACGUUAAUAUGAUUAUAUUAAAAAUUAAUUAUAUCCACAAAGAAUCAAAUCUUGGUGCUUAUAUUAAAUUUAUAAAUACCUAUAAUACCAUGACUAUUUACUUCUAACAUGCGAUCUGCAAAAAUGAUCCCUUGCUUUAAAUGGAAUACGUAUAAUCUGUGAUAACUGAUAAGCGUUUGCAUUAAAAAAAAAAAUCAUUGAAAUCAAUAAAAAAAGGAAAAUCUUGAUUUCCUAAAUUCAAGUAAAUUAUUAAUAUUAAAAAUAUUAUAAUACGAUAAAUUUUGCAUAUUAAAAUUGAUUUCUGAUUCGAAUGUAAGAUGCCCAUUGUAUUAACGAUUGUCGCUGUAUAUGUACAUGCAAUCUGGAAAAUGAAGAAUUACUGUAAAAA